Syngnathus typhle (broad-nosed pipefish) is the source of this 529-nucleotide messenger RNA. RefSeq names its product leukotriene C4 synthase (gene ltc4s). The transcript is spliced from 5 exons. Lineage: Eukaryota; Metazoa; Chordata; Actinopteri; Syngnathiformes; Syngnathidae. The record is from RefSeq and is a predicted model, not a curated record. Gene Ontology annotation, cellular component: nuclear envelope; membrane; endoplasmic reticulum. Gene Ontology annotation, biological process: leukotriene biosynthetic process. Bases 59 to 499 code for a protein of 146 amino acids. Gene Ontology annotation, molecular function: enzyme activator activity; leukotriene-C4 synthase activity; glutathione transferase activity.
ACUCAAAGGGCACCCGAGUAUCGGGACCGUUUGCCAGUCCGUUCACUUCAUCAACGUCAUGGAUGCGCUGCAUCAUCACUUUGUGGGCCUAGCCGCCGUCACCGUGGCCGCCGUCCUGGAGCAAGCGUACUUCUCCCUGCAGGUGAUUAGCGCCCGGAGGAAGUUUGGCGUUUCCCCCCCGUGUACGAGUGGACACCCCCAAUUUGAGAGAGUCUUCAGGGCUCAAGUGAAUUGCUCAGAAUAUUUCCCCCUCUUCAUCGCCAUCUUGUGGACGUCCGGUGUCUUCUUCAGCUCAGGAGCGUCUUGCGUGUGCGGCGUGGCGUACGUGUUGGCACGUCUGCUUUACUUUCAAGGUUAUGCCGAGUCGCCGCAACAACGUUUGCGUGCGCUCUACGUGAGCGCGGGGCUCCUCUGGCUGCUCAUCGGCUUCUCCUGCGUCGGUGUCUUGGCGUCCUUCUGGCGACUUGCCGUCCAUCACUUCCUCAACUCGGCUGUCUAAUCAGCCCUGUCUCAACCUCAGCGACCAAUA